UCUGACACCACAAAGGAAAAAAAAAAGAAAUCUAUUGAAUGUCGCGAAAGUAAUUGCAAUUGUAUUUUUAUUGCAUACGGUAUUCUGUUUGUUUACACCUAGUAUCAGGACAAGGAAAGUUGAAUUGUAAUGUUUUAGUCUAGUUAUUGCGGUUAUUAUCAAGAAUUCAAAAAACGACCUAGACUAUGGCUGCAACUCGUGAGCGCCGUGCUAAUGCUGGGAACCGCAUAUCCAAGUUGUUGGAUGAGGAAGAGGAAGACGAGUUUUACCAAACAUCUUAUGGUGGUUUCAACGAAUCUACUGACGAUAAAGAAUACAUCCAGAAAAAUGAUGACGAAGAUGACAUCGUCGAUUCAGAUUUCAGUAUUGAUGAAAAUGAUGAACCAGUGUCGGAUCAGGAGGAAACCAUUAUACCGAAACGUAGAAAGAAAGUUGUAACGAAGGCCUAUAAAGAACCUAUGACAAAAAAGAAAUCACUUGUUAAAGCAGUAAAAGAAGCUAAGCCAAGAGCUGAACGUCAAAAAUCGUCCAAGAAAAAGGAAAAAAGUACAUAUUUGGUGCUAGAUUCAGGACGAAAGUCGUUCCGCAAAUCGACGGCAGCAAAAUCGGCAGCCACUCUUAAUCGUAUGAAACAGCGUGUUGAAGCGGAAAAGCGUAAGCCGAAAGCGGUAAAGGUGGAGGAGUACAUUCCUACUCAGGAAGAACUUUUGGACGAGGCAAAAAUUACUGAAAAGGAUAAUUUAAAAUCACUCGAAAAGUUCCGUCGGAUGGAGUUAGAAAAGAAAAAGACACGCCCAACAAAGCGAGUAUUCCUCGGGCCCAUACUAAGGUAUCAAUCCUUGACUAUGCCGUUAGUGGAGGAUGCGUCGCCAAGCCAAAAUAGUUUAUCUGAUCCUUCGUUGAAGGCGGAAAACGAUGAAACGGAGGAAAAUUCCAGCAAAGAGAAACAACCAAAGAAAGGAAGGAAGUCUCUUGCAAAAGUGGAAGAAAAAGGACGUUGUGAACGAACUUUCAUCACGUUCGAAAAUGACAUAGACGAUGCCUUGUUCGAUAGUUAUUUUACUAAACCGCAUAAACGGGACCGGCGAAGUCAAAUUUGCGCGAUUACCCGUCUACCGGCCAGGUAUUUUGAUCCGAUAACGCAACUCCCAUAUCGCAACUUGCAAGCUUUCAAAAUCUUGCGAGAAGCGUACUACCAGCAACUUGAAGACAGGGGAAACCCAGACAAUCCGGAUGUAAGUAAGUGGCUUGAAUGGCGCAAGAAGAUCAAGGAAUAUCGACUGAAAAGUUUGAACAAGAAUAGCUCGAUAUUGGGAAUGAUUUCUGCCGCGGGAAACCCAUAGUCUCAGCCUUUUCUAAGGUAAGCCACCUUAUCUAAUUUUGUACAUCAACGAUUUAAUAAAUUAUUAAUUGAUCAGAA
This is a messenger RNA of Topomyia yanbarensis, 1420 nucleotides long. It is a transcript of the gene YL-1, whose product is annotated as vacuolar protein sorting-associated protein 72 homolog. The coding region runs from base 186 to 1343 and encodes 385 amino acids. Gene Ontology annotation, cellular component: nucleus. NCBI's taxonomy places the organism in Eukaryota, Metazoa, Arthropoda, Insecta, Diptera, Culicidae. Gene Ontology annotation, molecular function: ATP-dependent H2AZ histone chaperone activity. The record is from RefSeq and is a predicted model, not a curated record. Gene Ontology annotation, biological process: chromatin remodeling; regulation of DNA-templated transcription. The transcript has 3 exons.